GCUUGUCGCUCUUGAUCAACACACAAGGAUAAAGCUCAAUUAUGGUGCAUAAAGUAGCAGUGAUUGGGGCCGGUCCCAGUGGUCUCACCAGCAUGAAGGCUUGUCUGGAUGAGGGCAUGGUGCCAACUUGCUUUGAAAGCAGCGAUGAUAUGGGAGGACUGUGGAAGUUCAAGGAAGUAUCAGAGCCAAACAGAGCCAGCAUCUAUCGUUCCCUCACGAUCAACAUUUCCAAAGAGAUGAUGUGCUACAGUGACUUCCCCAUCCCUGCUGAUUACCCUAACUACAUGCAUCACGCUAAAAUCCUGAAAUACUUCAGGAUGUAUGCAGAUCACUUUAAACUGCUGCAGCACAUUCAAUUCCAGACCUUGGUUAAGAGUGUCAGACAGAGGCCGGAUUUUUCCCGCACUGGUCAGUGGGAAGUGGUAACUGAGAAUAGAGAUGGACAGGAGGAGCGUCAUGUCUUUGAUGCAGUGAUCUGCUGCGCAGGACACUACACCUAUCCCAACAUGCCACUUAAAGAUUUUCCAGGAAUUGAGACGUUUGAGGGGAAGUACUUCCACAGCUGGGAUUACAAGGGCCCAGAGGACAUGUACGGGAAGAGGGUGGUGGUCAUCGGCAUUGGUAACUCUGGAGGUGACAUCGCAACAGAGGGCAGCAGAGUAGCUGAGGAGAUGUAUCUGAGCACUCGUCGCGGUGCCUGGGUCAUCCGUCAGGUUUCUGACAAUGGCAUGCCUGUGGACAUGAAGUACAACACACGUUUCGUCCACAUCUUGUUCCAGCUGUUGCCGAUGAAUGUCCUCAACUGGAUCGGCGAGAAGAAACUCAAUGCCAUGUAUGACCACACCAUGUACGCUCUCAAACCCACACACAGGCUCUUCAGCCAGAUCCCAGUGAUCAAUGACGAUCUGCCCAUGAAGAUUCUGUCCGGAGCGGUCACUGUCAAACCGAAUGUGAAAGAGAUCCGUGGCUCCACCGUGGUGUUUGAGGAUGGCACUUUUGUUGAAAAAGUGGAUACAAUUGUGUUCGCAACAGGAUACAACUACGAUUUCCCCUUCUUGCCAAGCAGUGCAAUAUACAAGUCAGGGCACCGUGUGGGUCUGUACAAGCACAUUUUUUCUCCCACAUUAGAGCAUUCAACUCUGGCUGUUGUGGGUUUCAUCCAUGCCCUUGGAGCCAUCAUGCCACAGGCUGAAAUGCAAGCCCGCUGGGUCGCACGCGUCUUCAAAGGACAAAGUAAGUUGCCCUCAAACCAGGCCAUGAUCAAGGCUAUUGAGAAGGACACCAAGGACAUUGAGAAAAACUUUAACGUAUCAAAGUUGACACCCCUGCAGGUGGACUUUGUUACCUACAUGGAUGACUUAGCUGGAGAGAUUGGUGUAUUCCCAAAUCUCCUCUGGCUCUUCUUCACUGACUACCCUCUGUUUAAGAGGGUCUUCUGGGGACCAGUCACAGCCUACCAAUACCGCUUGACAGGGCCGGGGAAAUGGGCCGGAGCCCGCAAAGCAAUCUUCACCCAGUUCGACCGCAUGUACCAGCCCCUGAAAACAAGAAAGCUGGUGGAGCAUGAGCCAUCCACCGCUGGCCGCCUGUUAAAGCUGAGCCUGACACUCAUGGCCGGAGGAGCCACUGUCUACUACGUCCAUGUGCACUACCCGACUGCUAUGUCCACCCUGCUGUCCAAACUUCAUCCACAGACAGUCUAAUACUCCGGAGUCUGCACUCAAUCAAAUCACAGCAGUGUCUUGUGUGUUUUUGGGUCCAAUAUGAUGUCAAAGGGGAAAAUUAAUUGUCUCGUCAUAAAAGCAAAGUAGUGCUGACAAAAGGUACAAAAUAUUGGAGAGGCUUUUUUAAAUAUGGGCCAUAAAGGCAAAAUCAAAAGCAUCAAAAACUGCCAAUAUAGCACAGGACCCCUAAAAAUGCAUGCACACAUACAGGAUUGGCAUAUAAAAACACAGGAAUGCAUACAUCAAACAACAUAUCUAUAGUUUUAGAACCCUGAGAAAUCCACCUAAGUUAUAAUACACUGCUAUUUAUCUUGUGAUUAUAAUAUAAUCUGUAAUUAAUUUGGAGUAAUGUCUUAGUUAGUUAUACUUGUAUCUUUAUAUUUGAUAUAUUUAAACACUUUAUUUCUUCUAAAAAUGUUUUAUGCAACAAUGUCUUUUUAAUUUCAUUUUAUUCCUAUUCCCAACAAAAUCCAUUAUUUGGGGUAAAUCAGUCAUAAAUAAAUAUUGAAAAGAAUGAACACUGGCAAAUGCAACAGAAAGAGUUUUAGAGUCACAGUCUCACACUUUGCACACCCAUUAACCUUCCCAAUAUCCCUGCACCACAUGAAAGUACCACUACCUCCUACAUAGGAGUUGGCAGGUGGACUAAGAGAUUUUGAAUUAGUUGGUAGAGACAGAUUAACUGAAUCUGUCUGAUUCAGAAAUGACAGCACAGAAAUGACAAUUGAUUGUCAAGAUUCAGUGAAUGUCUAAUGGGCAAAUACAAGUAAGCUCACCAGACUAUUUACCUCAUAUUUAACUCUAACAAACUAUUAAUAGGCAAUAUUUUCCAAUGUGAAUAAACUUCA
Paralichthys olivaceus (Japanese flounder) is the source of this 2572-nucleotide messenger RNA. RefSeq names its product flavin-containing monooxygenase 5-like. Gene Ontology annotation, molecular function: NADP binding; N,N-dimethylaniline monooxygenase activity; flavin adenine dinucleotide binding. NCBI's taxonomy places the organism in Eukaryota, Metazoa, Chordata, Actinopteri, Pleuronectiformes, Paralichthyidae. The record is from RefSeq and is a predicted model, not a curated record.